Messenger RNA from Talaromyces proteolyticus, 1113 nucleotides. Its product is annotated as glycosyl hydrolase. The record is from RefSeq and is a predicted model, not a curated record. Lineage: Eukaryota; Fungi; Ascomycota; Eurotiomycetes; Eurotiales; Trichocomaceae. Gene Ontology annotation, molecular function: hydrolase activity, hydrolyzing O-glycosyl compounds. The transcript is spliced from 3 exons. The coding region runs from base 1 to 1113 and encodes 370 amino acids. Gene Ontology annotation, biological process: carbohydrate metabolic process.
AUGACAAUAACAUCCAAAUCUUCGAAGAUCAACAAGAACUUUGGGAUUUCAAGCAGCGCUGAAGGUGCUAUAAGAUUCACAAUGAGACUUAUUUCAUUAAGUAUCCUAUCUUUGGCAGCGGGCCUUACUAUAGCGCGGAAUUUUUCCAAUCCAAUACGCGUUCCUGGAGCAGAUCCUCAUAUUGUCACAACGGGCGGAUAUUACUAUCUGACAAACACUCAAACAACCCAUAUAUCGGUCACACGCUCCACUACUCUAGGUGGGCUGCUCAACGGUGACACUAGAACUGUCUGGAGCGAUACAAAUCCAGAUCGCAACCAAGAUAUAUGGGCUCCUGAGAUGCAUUUUAUUGAUGGAAUUUGGUAUAUAUUCUAUACUGCUGGCAAUGGAGACAUCGGACAGGGCCAGCGUUCAUUUGUACUCAAGGGAUGUGAUAUCAAUCCUUAUGACUGCAACUACACUUUUCUCGCUGAAUUGAUGCCGGCAGCUGGGGGACAAGGAGGUCCUAAAUUGGAAACCCCAUGGUCUAUUGAUGGUACGUAUCUCACCAUAGGGGCUGGUCGCUACCAUGUCGUCUCCGCCAUCAAUCAACAGGGCAUACAAAGCAUCCAAAUUGCUGAGCUCGAUACACAGACUUGGACUGUUAGCCCCUGGUCAAUUAUAUCCUCACCAACAGAGCCCUGGGAAAUGGCAGAUGCAGUAUCUGGUGAACCUGCGGCUGUGAACGAAGGACCAAAUGCACUAUAUCAUAAUGGCAGUACAUGGCUCUCUUUCUCUGCAUCUUGGUGUGGUACUCCAGCAUAUACUCUUGGGCUUUUGCACUAUGUUGGAUCUGGAGACCCUCUUAAUGCCUUGAGUUGGGAAAAGUCUGGCCCUGUUUUGUCUUCUGCGAAUGGCAAUUAUGGCACGGGCCAUAAUGUCUUUUUCUUGUCUCCUGACGGAACCGAGGUCUGGAAUGCGUAUCAUGCUACUAAUAACUCUGCGGGCAGCUGUGGCGGGGACAGAUAUACUAUGGCGCAGAUUGUUAAUUUUGAUGUAUCUGGAAAUCCUGAUCUUGGAGUUCCGGUAAAUAGAGGCUCAUCCCUCAAGGUACCAUCCGGUGAUGGCAGCUAG